UCUGAGAAACUGGGGAAAGUAGGGUUCUUCCACCCUCGGGUUCGAGUCACGACAACCAGUCAUAUCGAACAAUUUUCCUCAUUUGGAAUGAAGCGGGGAUUCGACCAAUGGACUCCAUCACUUGGCCCUGUCGGCGGUCUUCACACGGGCGAGUCGUUCCAGACUACCUAUGAAGUGGAGAUACCGAGAAAGCCUACCGCGGCAUCAUUCAUGAGAAAUACAGAUAUUUAAGUUUUAUUUCAUGCUAUCAGAUUGAGGCCACUCUCAAAGUUUGAUGUACUAGCCGCAGACAUGGCAGCCGCCAAAGUUUCACCCGCAUCAGUCGCAGAAGUUCCAAUUCCAAUGGUGGAGAAGGAGCAGGUGGAAAUCAGAACUGAAGAGAAGCUGGAAGGGGAAUCUCUUCCCUUUGAUCCAACUGAGCUCAAGGCAAAGUACCUCGAGGAGCGCGACAAGCGCCUCGCCCGCAAUCUAGGCAUCAACCAGUAUACUAUAAUUGAUGGACAUCUUUCUCAUUACCUUACCGACCCUUGGGUCGAGCCAGGAUUCAAAAGAGAUCCAAUCGAAGAGAAGGUGGAUGCUGUCAUCAUUGGAGGUGGAUAUGGUGCACAGGUCGUCGCAGUGCGUCUGAUUGAAUUAGGAAUAGAGAAUUUCAGGAUCAUCGAGAAAGCAGGGGACUUCGGUGGAACUUGGUAUUGGAACCGGUAUCCCGGUGCUCAAUGCGACAUUGAAUCUUAUAUCUAUAUGCCUCUACUCGAAGAGGUUGGCUACAUACCUUCCGAAAAAUAUGCACGAGCCAAAGAACUUCUCGCACAUUCACGAAUGAUAGGCGAAAAGUUCGACUUAUACCGUCGUGCCUUGUUUCAGACCGAAGUAGAGACCAUGCGAUGGAAUGAGGAAGAAGGUUUAUGGGUCACGAGCACAUCCCGAAAUGAUAAGAUCAAGUCACGAUAUAUCAUUCCAGCCGCUGGGCCACUUCAUCGACCCAAGCUACCUGGUGUGAAGGGUGUCGAAGACUUUAAGGGUCAUUCCUUCCACUCGUCGAGAUGGGACUUUGGUUACACCGGAGGAGAUCCGGCUGGCAACCUGGAAAAGCUGAAGAACAAAAGAGUCGGCAUAAUUGGAACAGGGGCUACAGCCGUCCAGAUUGUUCCACAUUUGGGUGAAUGGGCAGAGAAACUCUACGUGUUCCAACGCACGCCGUCAUCAAUUGACGUACGGGGCAACAGGCCUACCGACCCUUCGUGGGUGAAAGGUUUACAGCCAGGAUGGCAGAAAAAGCGAAUGGACAACUUUGAUAGUAUCGUCAACGGCGGCGUGGAGGCUGAAGAUAUGGUGGCUGAUGGAUGGACUGAUAUCAUACGCGAAUUGCUCACCAAAUUUCGAGACGCAGAUAUUGAUCCCUUGGAAGCGGCAGCACAGCUACAGAUCGCAGACUACAAAAAGAUGGAGCAGAUUCGCGCACGUUGUGACUCAGUCGUGCAGAACAAGGAAACUGCAGACUCUCUGAAGCCAUGGUACAAUCAAUUCUGCAAACGACCAUGUUUCCAUGAUGAGUAUCUCCAGACUUUCAAUCGCCCCAACGUUGAGUUAGUCGACACGAAAGGCAAGGGCGUCGACUACAUUACAGAGAAAGGCAUUGUUGCAAAUGGAAAAGAAUAUGAGAUUGAUUGUCUUAUCUAUGCGACGGGAUUCGAGCUCGCGACCAACUGGACCCAUCGAACCGGCUUCGAAAUCUAUGGCCGUGAUGGCUUGACAAUUACAGAGAAAUGGAAAGACGGCGCACAGACACUCCACGGCUGGUCUACCCGGGGCUUCCCAAAUUGCUUCAUUGUACAGAUCACUCAAGCUGCCCUCACGCCGAACUUCAUGCAUGUCACUGCUGAUCAAGCGAGGCAUUUUGCAUAUGUGAUCUCAGAAGCGCAAAAACGCGGUGUGCGAACACUGGAGCCUACCGAAGAGGCUGAAGAAGAAUGGACAAAGAAAAUAGUUGAUAGCACAGCUAUUCGUGCUAAAUUCUUCGAAGAGUGUACACCGGGCUACUACAACAAUGAGGGCACGCCAUCUACAAGCGCAGCAAAGAAUGCAACUUACGGUUAUGGAGCCCCAGCAUUUUUGAAGAUCCUCACAGACUGGAGAGCCGAGGAUAAAUUGACUGGUCUUGAUCUGCGCUUCCUAGAAUCAGAAGGCACAGAUGGUUCAAAUCAGGAGGCACAAGACGAAACUCAGGAAUCUUCGUCCGUGGACUUGUCAUCAAUAUUUGAAGAUAAGCGAAAUAUCGUUGAGGAUUACAAGGACCUGCAGGCAAAACAUCAAGCUGAAAUGAAUGAUUUGCUACGGAGGCAGAGGGAUGAGAUCGAAAGGUUACUGGGAACUCAUACAGAGAGGGCAAGGUUGUAA
Messenger RNA from Aaosphaeria arxii CBS 175.79, 2397 nucleotides. Its product is annotated as FAD/NAD(P)-binding domain-containing protein. The transcript has 2 exons. Lineage: Eukaryota; Fungi; Ascomycota; Dothideomycetes; Pleosporales. The coding region runs from base 292 to 2397 and encodes 701 amino acids. The record is from RefSeq and is a predicted model, not a curated record.